AGGUGUUAACUUGUAAUCGUUUCCCUCUGGAUAAAGUCGCGUCGCGUACGUGUUUGUGUGUUUCUGAGUUUUUCCCCCAACGAAAGGAACUGGAAAUCGUAAGAAUCCAAGUCGAGAGAAGGAAGGAAGGAAGGAUCAAAUCUAAAAAAGAUGGAUAAAGGAGUUCGUGAUUCUCAUGGUGAUUCUGAUGCUGGUAAUGUCGUAAGUCAAACCAUCAGGGAGGAUAGAGAAGAAGAUUCUACCUUACGUGAAGGCUUUGCUAACGAGAGCAAAAUACAUGAACCAGAUCAUCAGAAUAUGAAGCUCCAAAUGGAUGACAGUGUUCGUGAUUCUGAUGCUGGUAAUGUCGCAAGUCAAAGCAUCAGGGAGACUAUACAAGAACAUUAUACCUUACGUGAAGAAGAUAGCAAAAUACUUGAAUCAGAUCAUCAAAAUUUGAAGCUCGGAAUGGAUGUCAAUGUUGGUGAUUCUGAUGCUGGUAGUGUCGUAAGUCAAACCAUCAGGGAUACUAGACAAGAAGAUUCUACCUUACGUAAAGACGAGAGCAACAAACUUGAACCAGAUCAGCAGAAGCGUGGUAAAUACUUUUUCUAUGACACACCACUUUCCGAAGAAACAGGUGUUUGGAUACCAGUUUCAGUACCACCAAUGCUGGAACCUGAUCAUGAGGAAUGGUCAAGAGGGCUUAGCUUCAACGGUGGUUACUUCCCCGAGGGAGAGAUGGGAUGGAACCAGAUCCUUGAUGAAGACAAGGAGCUAACAAUGUGGGAUGUGAUAGUCGAUAUGUUACUCGCAGCACGUGGUAAAGCAACCGCUCUUGCUUCAGGCAACCUCGAGAGCGGCAUUUCAUUUUUCGCGGGACAACAUCUUCUCGAACAAGCUUGGCAGGAGAUGGCUCACACUCUCACCGAAGCCAACUUUGGCAACGCGAGAGAGAUUCUCGAAACAGAGCCACCAAAGUGGCUACCAGAUAGUGCUGCUUCUGCUUGUAUGCUCUGUAGCGUGAGGUUUCAUCCGAUCAUGUGUUCGCGUCAUCACUGUCGAUACUGUGGAGGAUUGUUCUGCAGAGACUGUUCUAAAGGAAGAAGCUUGCUUCCGGUGAAAUUCCGCGUUUCGGAUCCUCAAAGGGUUUGUGAUGUGUGUUGUGUGAGGCUGGAGACUGUGCAGCCUUAUCUGAUGGACCAAGUAAGUCCUGCUGCUCAGUUACCGACUCAUGACUUGACGGAUCUUAGUACGUUGAGGUCUUGGGUGAAUUUUCCAUGGGGACAAUCUAUGGAGUAUGAGAUUUAUAAAGCAACAAACACUAUCCGGGGUUAUAUAUCCAAGGUUGGUUCUUCGAGGACUGAGAGGUCCAUACCAGAUGCCAUUCUAAGACAAGCAAAAGGUCUUGCAGUAAUCACUGUUGCCAGAGUUGGAGUGAUGGUUACGUAUAGAAUCGGGACUGGACUUGUGGUUGCUCGUAGAGAUGAUGGCUCCUGGUCUCCACCUUCUGCUAUCUCUUCGUUUGGUUUGGGAUGGGGUGCUCAGGCAGGAGGAGAGUUCAUAGACUUUAUUAUUGUCCUAAGAACUCGUGAGGCCAUCCGAACGUUUGGGAGUAACACCCAUUUUGUUGUUGGAGCUGGUUUAAGUGCUGCGGUUGGUGUGACUGGACGAGCUGUUGAAGCUGAUAUCCGAGCAGGGAGUGGAGGUUAUGCCGCUUGCUAUACCUACAGUUGCAGCAAAGGUGCAUUUGUUGGAUGCUCGCUUGAAGGAAGCAUCUUCACAACACGUACAAGUGAGAACUCACGGUUCUAUGGGAGCCAGUCUCUAGCUGCGUCAGACAUCCUCCUUGGCUCUUUGCCAAAGCCACCUGCUGCUGCUCCACUCUACCGUGCCCUUGGUGAUCUCUUUCAGAAGAUGGGGAGUGAAACGAUUCGGUCAUCAACAACUUCAUCGUUUUCUGAAGACUGAACUCGUUCAACUGGCUUUUUAUCUAUUUGAUGAAUAACAGUGUCUUUUGUAUAGAUCAUGCAAAUUCUUGAAUGUAAAUAUGUUAUGGAGAUUUGGUUGGAUAGUUUGUGGUUUGUAAAUAAACAAACAUAAUUUAUUGUCUUGAAUGAAAUUAAUUUGUUGUAGAA
Messenger RNA from Brassica oleracea var. oleracea, 2117 nucleotides. RefSeq lists its product as uncharacterized. NCBI's taxonomy places the organism in Eukaryota, Viridiplantae, Streptophyta, Magnoliopsida, Brassicales, Brassicaceae. The record is from RefSeq and is a predicted model, not a curated record. The transcript is spliced from 8 exons. Bases 151 to 1950 code for a protein of 599 amino acids. Gene Ontology annotation, molecular function: phosphatidylinositol binding; metal ion binding.